Molecule: messenger RNA, 7529 nt
Organism: Lepisosteus oculatus (spotted gar)
Lineage: Eukaryota; Metazoa; Chordata; Actinopteri; Semionotiformes; Lepisosteidae
Source: RefSeq, a predicted model, not a curated record
UCCGGGGGAUUGUGCAGAAAACAGAUCAGGCAAGCGCAGCUACGAAGAGGAGCUCGCCUGAAUAAACAACAGCCCAAGCGAGGCAGGAAUGACUGCUUUAUCGAGGGCCCAAAUGGCAAAAGGAAAGGUUUUCCGCCUUUCUCGAAACCUUAAAUGAAUCCCGGCCUCAGUUGAUAGCCGGGGACUGGGCGGUUGAAGGAGAAAAAAGGCGAAUUUAACUAGAUCUCCCCCAGUUACAGUAUCGGGGCCUUUGGGGCUGUUGUUGGGUUUGUGUUAUCACUUUCACAACCAGGCGCUGCUGACGUCCGAGGGUUUCUCUACGCUAUUUUAUUUUCAGUGGGCUGCCCUCAUUUUCAGGUCCUCGCUGAAGGUUUUCGUCAGAAACGGAAUCCGUUGGAGAGCAGUGUCGAGUUUGGGGCCUGUUGGCGUGAAAGGUCUGAGGGGAUCGCCGGUCCAAGAUGGACCCCUGAGUGCUGUGGCCUCCCAAGUCCUUCCUGCUGCAGCCGCCAUGAAGAGUGAGGUACCGUCUGAUGCUUCCCGGAGACACGAGCACCUGAAGGGGGCGCUGGCCAACCCCGAGCCCAUGGAGGCAGAAAAGAGCUUCCCGGCCGACGUGGAGAUGAUCAGCAGCAAGGUGGGGAGCGAGUUCGCGCCCCUGUGCGCCGAGAGCCGCCACCGGCCGCUGCGGGAGGUGAGCGGGGGCCGCCGGGAGCAGGAGAAGGGCAUUCCGGGGAGGAAGAAGCGCAAGAGCCAGCAGGCCGGCCCCUCGGACACGCAGGCCUGCGCCCUGAAGGAGGUGCGGACCCCAGCUUUCCCCUCCCCGCGGCACAGGCGCGGCCUGGAGGGGCAGAGCGAAGAGGACAACAACAACGAGUCGUCCUUCAGCGACUGCGCCUCCUCCCCCUCCUCCAGCCUGCGCUUCGGGGACAAAAACUUAGCAGCAGAAUCUAAAUGGGGCUUAGCAAGGCGGGGAGCAAACCCGACAAACCACGCCGAUCGACUGAGUGCUGUAGCUGCGCGCUUACCUGCCACUUCCUUUACCGGACUGUCGGAGCCUGUGUACAGCUAUCACAGCUCGUCACGUGCUUUUCAAAGCUUAACCAGCUUCACAGCAGCUGAUCGAGCCCUGGACGAGGAUGUGGUGGUCAUCGAGGCCACCCCCGCCCCGCCAGUCCCCGCCAGCGAGGAGAUCAACGUCACCUCCACGGACAGCGAGGUGGAGAUCGUGACCGUGGGAGACAGCUGCAGGUCUCGCUCGGCUGGGGGCCACUCGCGCUCGCACUGGGGCCCCGUCUGCAGCUCGCAAAGCCGCGCGCAGGACCAGCGCAACCGCCACCGCCUGUCCACCGUCAUCCAGCCGCUGAGGCAGAGCGCCGCCGAGGUGGUGGACCUGACGAAGGACGAAGACGAUCUCACAGUAGUGCCAACAACGUCUGACAGCGGGCACCCCCAGCCUGUCAGCUCCUCUUCCAAUAAUGCCUCUACCUCAGAGCAGCCCCUGGACAAUGCUGCCCCUGGCCCCUCCACCAGCAGCCAUGCCUCUGCGUCCGAGACCAUGCUGGGAGGGCCUGCACACAGCAGCACAGCUGGCCCAGCGGCAGGGGAUGACACUAGAAGAGGCUCGGCCACCCUGGCAGGGGAGGGUGCAGGACCGGCGAUGCCCAGGCUGCCAUCUUGCUGCCCUCAGCACUCUCCUUGUAGUGGGCCCUCACAGGGGCACCUCCCACUGAGCCACAGCCACUCCAGCUGCAUGCAGGCCCAGGCCCAGCCAGCCUCGCAGCACGGCCACUCACACCACUUCCAGCACCACCACCACCACCAUCACCACGCGCCCCCGCCCCCCCUGCCUUUCCCGGAGUCCAGCUGCCCCCUGGAGAGGCCCACCGCCAUGCCCGCGCCCUGCGGGGCUGUUAAUGCCUCAGGCAGCCAGUACCAUGACCAGCAGACCCUGCCCGUGGACUUGAGCAGCAGUGGGGUGAGGAGUCACGGCGGCAGCAGCUUCCACGGGACCUCGGCCUUUGACCCCUGCUGCCCGGGAUCCUCCUCUCGGCCGGCGGUGUACGGCUCCCAGGCGGCGGCCGGGCCCAGCCAGCCGGUCUCCGUGGACAGCUAUGGCUCUGGAAUGGUGGCCCAGCCCCAGCCGCAGCCCCAGCUGUCCUCCUGCAGACAUUACCUGCACCCCUCGUAUGGCCCCCUGGCACGGUCGAUUCAUCACCAGACGUCUGCCUCGUGCCCCCACUCUCACGGGAACCCCCCUCCCCCGCCGCAGCCCCCUCCGCAGCCCGACUACGUCAUCCCGCACCCCGUACACCCCUUCCACCCGCCGCUCCCCUCCCACGCGCCGGGUCACGGAGUGGCCCCCGCCCCGCCACCCAGCCUGCCCUCCCACCACCUGCCCAGCUCCGCCGCGCCGCUGCCCCAGCACCUGCCCCCGGAGCACCAGUCCCUGUCGCACCACAUCUCCACGCUGGGGCCCUCCGUCCAGAGGCUGCACCCGCAGCACGAGAUGCUGCAGAGGUUGGAAGCCCAGCGGCGGAGGAUGAUGCAGCACCCGACGCGAGCACACGAGCGUCCGCCUCCUCACCCCCACAGAAUGCACCCCAACUACGGGCACGGACACCACAUCCACGUUCCACAGACGAUGUCCACGCACCCGCGGCAGCCAGACCAGAGGGCUGCGUGGGAGCUGGGAAUUGAAGCAGGAGUGACGGUAGCCCCGUACCCCCCAGGACAUUUGCACCCACACUUGCCUCACUAUCACCCUCCUCCCAGGCUCCACCAUUUCCCUAUUGUUCCUUUCAUGCACACCGGCAUGUCUGAAGUGACCUAUCCACACAUUCGGUAUAUUUCUUCCAGAAUGACAGGAUUUGGACGAACAUAUGAAGACUUGCUGCAUUUAGAAGAGCGGUUAGGAAACGUCAAUCGGGGCGCCUCCCAGGGGACAAUUGAGAGGUGCACUUACCCACAUAAAUACAAAAAGAGAAAGCUGCACGGUAAACAUGACGACGACGAGGGAGCUGAAGAGGACACCGAAGAGAAAUGUACCAUCUGUCUUUCUAUACUGGAGGAAGGAGAAGACGUCAGACGUCUUCCCUGUAUGCAUCUUUUCCACCAACUGUGUGUUGACCAGUGGCUCACCACUAACAAGAAAUGUCCAAUCUGCAGAGUGGAUAUAGAGGCCCAGCUGUCUGCUGAAAGUUGAUGCUGUUUUUCAAUUACUUUUUAUUUUAUCUUUUUUAUUUUGUUUUUCUUCAGUACUGCAGUCAACCAAAGAUGGCAUGAAUUACCUGCGUGGGUUCAAAUACAAAACAGCAUUGAAACCUAGAGUGCCAGCUAUGUCCCAUAGUACAGAUACUGCUAAAAAUACAUCUUCAGUAUAGAUUUUAAAUUUUAUUGUAUUUAUGAAGCUUUUUUUGUAGCUUUCAAUUGUUUUCUUCAGUGUCAUUUUAUUUUUGCAUGGUUCCUUGUAAUGCAUUUCUUUGCACAUGUAAUGAAAUGGGCUUCACACCCUAAAGACUUGCAGGCAAGAAUAGCUGCUCUAGUAAAGUAGCAUUUAAUUUGAUUUUGUUUUGUUUUUUUACACAAUGCCUUGCUUUACUGGAAUAGAAUGUCAUUCUCCAUUACUAACAUUGCAGGAUUAAUUUAACUGAUCAUGAUAUAAUUAGUUUAUGUAUAGAAAUUGUGAACAGCUAGUAAAGGAAAAAAUGUAAAGCAAAACAUUCCUUAAUUAGGGAAAAACAAACAGCUGCUGUAUAAAAGUCUGUGUACAACAUCAUGCGGUGUCCAUCUAGUGGGAACAAUCUGAAAAUGCGUCACUUAUAAUUAGGAAAUGCAUACAGAAGCCUUUUCCUUUCUUCGCUCACCUUUCAAUGUUCACCUUCUGCACUUCCUUAUUGCAUUGGAGAAAAAUGAAUGUCACUGUAUUUUGACUGUUUUUUUCACAGUUAGACCUUUUAAGGCACGUCGUAAACAGUUUUACACACAGUGAAGUGCCCUGUUGAGUGGCGAGGUUGGCCAUUGCCAGCAGAUUGUACACUUCUGUUUGUAUUCACAAGUCUGAAUGGACGGACCUUGGGAAUUGGCGUUUUGACUUCAAAUGUGAAAGGGGUCUGUUGAGCCAGUUUUCCACAGACUGGUGAUAAAUUGUUAAAUGGAACCCUAGUUUGGCCUGUCUCAUUCAUCUGUCUGUCUGUGUUGGGGGCGGGGGGGGUGGACAAACUGAGCGACACAGCUCCAUGGAACGCAGCAGGCCAACAGAGAUUGUAUUUUUUUAACUGGGUUAUUGUUGAUUUUUACUUCAUCUCUGUAACAUUGCAACAAAUUCCUUUGCUGCCAUGAAGAACUUAACACUAAUGGUUUUCCUCAACUAGCUAAAUUGCAUAUACUUGCACAUCAAUGGUGAAAGACAUAAGACAGGAGUCCUGUGAAAGCAAAGUGUCUAGGUAAUGUAUUUCCGCUCUGAUUGCUGAAUUUUGAAAAUUGUAACAUUUUGAAUGGAGUGUUGGAAUGCAGUACUAAUGGCAGGUAUCCAUGCAUUCAUAGACUAUAAUGGCCCUAGGAAGCAUUUCCGAGGGAUUUAUAUUAGUUUUAAAAAAAUAAAGUUAGGUAACUCUUUCCCCUCUUGUCUUUGUGUCUCUUCAACAAUGUUUUGUUCAGUAUUUUAUACAUAUUCUGAAACCAUACAAUCUGAACAACAGGGGAGUCGCACACUGUAUUGUACAGGCGCUUGGGCCUUGAAACAUGCUGGCUUACAGUCUUUCAGUAGUUUCAAUGAUGUAUGUUUUGUGGGCAAAUCUAACAUGAAUACAAUAAAUGGUUAUUUCAGAUGAAACUGUAAUUGAGGAAAAAGGUUUUGCAGUUCUAAUGUUUUUAAAUGUUUCCAUUAUGCUAAUGUGGAGUAAAUGGAGUAUAGAAACCUUUUUGAAUUAUCUACACCAUUUCAUUUUUUGAAGAAAUUUGCUCAAUCUGGAUUACACCUAUUUAUAUAAUUUCCAACAGUGCUAAUAUGAUAUAUAAUGGUUAUAUACUUAUAGGUUUUUUGUGGUUUUAUGUCCCUUGCCUACUUAUUGAAGGUUAAAUUCAGUGUUUUCAAGUGGUUCUAAUAAGCCCUUGUUUUGCAGAUUAUCUGUGCUUUGUGUAAUAAAGAACUAGGUGGAAAAGGAAACAAGAUGCAAAUCAUAUUGUUCUCCCACAUUUUGUUAGAGAAUAUGUUAAUCAAAAGCUACUGAAGAUACAAAUUUGGAAUAUGAGGCUAUCCUAUAUUGUAUCUUAUAUGCAUCCUAUACCAUGCAAAUACCUCAACUGAAGAGCUAAUGUACGAAGCACAAUGUCAUUAUUUAGUAUUUUGUACUGCUAAAGAGGUUCUUGAUUAUCUUAAAAUGGUAGAAAUGUGAAUGAAUGUACCAAUACUAAAGUAGGUGCAUAAGAGGUAUAGGUCUGUAUUGAUAAUUUUAUAGCACUUUUUUUACAGGUUAGUUUUUAAGUAGAAAACAAACUCAUUUUUCUAAAUUAAAAGUAAAAAAAAAACAUUUAAAUAUCUUGUAAGAGCUCUUACCAUCCUGAAAGAUUUGUAACUUUUAAUAUCUUCAGUAAAUUGCUUCAUUUAAUGACCAACCCUGGUACUUGAGAGCUACAGGAUGUUGGCACUUUCAUUUCAAGUGAUCUGUGAGCAUACUUAACUGAGCAAAUACAGUGCCCUCAAAAUCGUGAUCAAAAGGAAUUGUUCAGCCCCAAGUGCUUGGAAAUCAAGGAGUGCCUGUUCUGAAAAAACUUGUAUUCUGGCACUCCAGGACCAGGGUUGGCCACUUUAUAUAUAGUGGUUAGUGUAGCUGGAUCUAAAUUGUGGUUAUACAUGACCAAAUUAUGAACAAUGUGAGUUGCUAUGUUGCAGAAGAUAUGGUUGCUGUUGGAUCCAGCUAAAGAAACUAAACCAGUUUAAAUCGCACAGCCGAAGAAGGCUCCACAGCCGAAACAUUGUUCUGCUUUUCUUCUCUUUUAAACUGCAAGGGAACAAGUAGAAGAUUAUUCCAUGCUGAAAUUCUGGCCUUAAAGAACGGACCAGUGCUGCAAUGCUAUAGAAAAACUAAAUCUGGAGGAAACUAUUACCGGAAAGAAGAAGUAAAAUCAUGAGAGGGAGUAGUAAAAGUCAGACAGUGUAGGAUAAAAUAGGGAAAUGCAGAACUGAGGUUAGAGGACAUUGUUAAAAGAUUUUUUAAAUUCAGAGAAUAAUCCUAUGCUGCUGAACCAGAUUGUCCAGGAUGCUUCGAGCGAAAGCUAGAGGAGAUAGAGCCAAUAAGUAGUAACUAAACAAGCAUUACUACAAAGGAGGGAAUCCAUUCUCCCAUGUUUUUCUGCCAUUACAGAGGUCUUCUGUUCAAACUAUCCUAGAGCGUAAGAAGGUUCAAAGCAGAAGAAGGACUUUCAGCCCACCUACUCAUUUGGUAGUGAUCUGAGGAUCUUUUCUAGCCACUGCCUGAAGAAAGCCAGUUCAUGCAAUAUGGCUUGAUAACUUGUUGUGGACUCAAAGCUGUAAAAGUGUCUUGUUCUUCAUUUUAAAUGCACUUCUGUGUAUUUAAAACCUAAUACAUGUUUGCUCUGGUUUAUGAUUCCCUGGAGGUUCUGAAGCCCUGUGUUGAGUUAAUGACAUUCCCUACCUCUAAGGAUUAUAAAUGAGUCAGCUUUCCUCAGUCUUUUCUAUUAACAACAGCAUGUUAGUAACUCAUUGCUCCGAAUUUCACAGAUAAUACUGAGUCUGUGGCAUGCCCAGGAUUUGAUCCAGGAAUUUACCUGCUCACAAACUCUUGACCUUAGCAACUGGGUCGCUUUGCCCACACAUUAUACCUAAUAAUCUUCUAAGAAUUCCUAUAGAAUUAAGAAUUGGACAUAACUAGUAUGAAAAGUAACUAUAUAUACUUGGGCUAUAUUCAAAUACUUGUGUGAAACAACUGACCCUGUAUAAAAAGAGAAGAUGCACUUCUGAGGCCUGUGUUUGGGUCCUUAUUCUUAUACUCUUUCCUAAGCAUUUCUCUAAUCCAUUUGACACCUUUUUAUUUAUAUCGCCAACUAGUUGAUGAUAGUAUUGCUUCUGCAAUAGUGAUAAAUCUACACAUUUCCCCAUGAUACAGUUUAUAGGAAUGAGUUCACAUAAGAGGAGGUGGGGUAGUUAACAUACUUCACAGCAAAUUGUCAAAUUCUAGUUCUGCUUUAAUAAGAAAAGCCAAAUUCAUUGCCCCAUGUAUUUAAGGGACAAUAUGGAGAACGAUCUAUCCCUUUAAUUUUACACGCACUGAGAUUUAACUGGCCUGAAGCAAAGUUUUGACUCUUAAAGGCAGGUCAUUCUCAGGUGUUACAAUAAUUUAAAAGUGGUUGGGAACUGCAGCCAGACAGUGCCGUAAUGUGAAAAAAAACAUUAUCGUCCAUCCAUUUUUCACUGUAAUUGUUGUUGGUGUGAAACUUAAACAUGUAAUGUAUGCUUUUUCCAUCUGUUCGUUUGUAUGUCUUUUGCCAAUAAAUCCAACAUGUAUCACUCA